AUGACAAAUAAAAGUUUAAUUUCAAAUGUUGUUCCAUCUUCUGAGAAACAUAAAAAAGGAACAAUAUCUACAGAUAGAUCGAAUAAUUCUGAAAAUUUAACUAUAAAUUCAAAGAAACAAGUCUUAUUACAUCCUAUGAAAUCUGCCAAAGGUCAACCUACUCCACUCUUAACAAAACUUUUGAAAGUAGUGACAAAAGUUAGACAACAACAAUGUCAAAAGUAUCCUCAACAACAACAACAAUAA
This is a messenger RNA of Rotaria socialis, 246 nucleotides long. NCBI's taxonomy places the organism in Eukaryota, Metazoa, Rotifera, Eurotatoria, Philodinida, Philodinidae. The record is from the annotation of a GenBank genome assembly.